UUAUUGGUUAUGUUUUUAUAUUUGUAAAUAUUGCAUGUACAAUAUUUUGGAGCCCUGUACCGAAUUUGUUUGAUCAUUGAUUGUUUGUAAUUUGUAUUAUAUCUAUGUCCUAGUAACUAGUUACUAUUGUUACAAACUGUACAUGAUUUUCUUGUGAAAUUCAUUUUCUGUUGUCCUUUUAUUCAUAAUUCGUUUAUAAUGUCCGUAAGUUCAAUAACUUUAUACAGAUAUUAUUAAUUUGUUUAUUAUUAUGUUCAUAUAGUCUGUAUCUUGAUAAACAUUUGAUUUAAUGUGUCAUUUUUAGGCCGCAGCAGUAGCUAAGGUGCAAGAAGUGCGAGAAAUUUCUCGAGUAGAACGGAUUGGCGCCCAUUCUCACAUACGUGGACUUGGAUUGGACGACAACAGGGAACCGAGAAAUGUUUGUAUUUAAACUAAAAAAUAUUAAUAAUAUUGUUAUCUUAUUCUAAUUAAAGAUUCAAUAUUUUAGGUUUCACAAGGGUUAGUUGGUCAGCUGAAGGCUCGCAAGGCCAUGGGAGUCGUUUUGGACAUGAUUAAAGAAGAAAAGAUUGCUGGCAGAUCUGUUUUGCUUGCUGGAGAACCAGGAACAGGUAAUUAGCAGUUUACUAAACACUUGUGCACAUUAGUACUUAUGAACAAAUUAAUUUGUUUUUGUAGGAAAAACAGCCAUUGCAAUGGCUUUGGCACAGGCUUUGGGUUCUGAUACACCAUUCACAGCAAUGUCAGGUUCAGAGAUUUAUAGUUUAGAAAUGAGUAAAACAGAAGCAUUGACUCAAGCCAUUCGUAAAUCAAUAGGUGUUCGCAUUAAGUACGUUAUAUUACAUUUUUAAUGUUACCAUAAAUUAACACCUAAAUUGUUUCAGAGAGGAAAGUGAAAUUAUUGAAGGUGAAGUAAUAGAAUUCCAAAUAGAACGUCCAGUUACAGGAACAGGGUCUAAAGUAGGAAAGUUGACUAUGAGAACUACAGAUAUGGAGACUGUUUAUGAUCUUGGAAAUAAAAUGAUUGAAGCUUUAUUAAAAGAAAAAGUAAUCAAACAUAAUAUUGUUAAAUAAUAGUUUGGUUGUUUUUUUUUAAAAAAUUGUAUUUAAUUUAUUUGUAUUUUUGUUCAAAGGUUUUAGCUGGUGAUGUUGUGACUAUUGAUGUUGCAAGUGGCAAAGUCAACAAAAUUGGAAGGUCGUUUACCAGGUCGAGAGAUUAUGAUGCAUCUGGUCCUCAGACUAGGUAAAAUAUUAAAUAUAUCAUGUACGUAUAUUUUUUUAUUAACAAUAGCUGUAUUCGUUUUAGGUUUGUACAAUGUCCUGAAGGUGAACUUCAAAAACGCAAAGAAGUUGUACAUACUGUUACUUUACAUGAAAUUGAUGUAAUUAAUUCUCGAACUCAUGGUUUUCUAGCAUUAUUUUCAGGUACUAUAGAAAAUGUUCAGUUUUAAUAAUUUGUUACAUCAUUUUAUAUUGUACUUGAUUCUUGUUGAAUUUUAAAUUUUAUUUAAAUUAUGUGUUGGAUAUAUAACUAGAGACUGUUCUUAAUUACACUUUUUUAAAAUCUAUAAUCAUUAUAUUAUAUUUUUGUGAAAAUAAUCUAGAAAUUAUAAAUUAAAAAUUUAAUAUUUAAUUAUACUUUAGGUCUUUGUUUACUAGCUUUUUGGUAAUAAUUAAAAAAAAGUUUUUGAAUUCAAAAUAAUAUACAUAGCUAGGUAAACUAUUAUUAUUAUGAUUUUGAAGUUUUUUUUGUGAUAUGGUGUUAUUUGAAAUUUAAAAAAAAAAAAAAAUUUUAAAUGUCAAAUAUUAAAUAUUAAACUAUAAUUAGUAUAUAUUAUUACUAAGUAUAACUAAUUGUAAAAGAGUACUAUAAUACAUAAUAAUUUAAAUAAUUCGGGUUCUAACAUAUAUCUAGUAAAAUUGUAUAGUACACAGAAUUUAAUUUAUCCGGUUAAAACUUUUAAAGAGUGCCUUACACUUUGUUUUAGUAUACAACUAGUGAUCAAUUAUACUUAUUUUCUUUUAAAAUUUUUGUUAUUUUUUUAUAGGUGAUACAGGUGAAAUAAAACCAGAAGUUAGAGAUCAAAUUAACUGCAAAGUUAGCGAAUGGCGCGAAGAAGGAAAAGCUGAAUUAUUAGCUGGUGUACUAUUCAUAGAUGAAGUAAUUUUAAUUUUAAUAUUUGUAAACCAAAUAAUAGUUAUUAGAUAAAGAGUAUAUGCUAAUUUUCAUAGAUGAAGGACAGAGGACAGGGGAAACAAUAUAUUAAUCUGAAUAAGAAUAAGAUCUGUUCAUAUUAUGGGUCUCUAUUUCACGUGUGUUUAAGAAAAGGAGUACAUAUUUUUAUGGAAAUAGUUUAAAUAUUUACUGUUUUACCUUUAAUUUUCUUUCAGGUUUUUCCUUAUUAUUUUCAAAAAAAUGACUUCUUACAUGCACAAAUUAGAUAAGAUCACCUUUUAUAAAAGAUGCUAUAUUUUAUAUAUUGGAGGAAGAUAAUGAUAGAAAAGUUGUUUACCAAACUGAGAGCCAGCCCUAGUUCAUAUUAUUGUAAUUUCCGACUGCUAUACUGAAUGAAAUAUUUCUUUGUUAAAAAGUAAUAGUUUUCCUCCAAUUUCUACAAGUUAAUACUAAAACAUGGGUUUUUUUUUUAUAACCGUGGUUUAGCAUGACAAAAUAUUUUAUCAUACUUAACAGUAUUUGGCAUUUAUUCUAUUGUCUUAGAGCUUAAAAUUUCUAAAAAUGUGUGAAAACUAUUUUUCUUGUUCAUUGUUUUGAUGUAUUGUGAAUGGUCUGGUAGAUAUAUUUACACUUUAAUACUUGUAUUGUCAAUGAAGAUGGGUAUUAUGUCAUGUACUCACGUCAUCUUAUUAGUUUUCUUUCAUUUGAGUAGUUUUUUUUAAUAUUUUAUUAUUAUUUUCUUGAUAGACAUACAUGUACACACGUAGUAUUUCAUAGAUAUCAAAGCUCUUCUUUGUAGUAUUGGUUUACUUUUUAAAUAAUUUGAGCACUUAAUUCUUAUUUUAACACUUUUAUCUUAUAAAAAAAAUACUUUAAAUAGCCUCAGAUAGAUUUUGUCUUUAAAAAUAAGUCAUAAAAAAGGAGAAGAUAUCUCUCUGAAGAGAAUUGAAAAAAAAAAGAGUUAAUAAGAAAUGUAUCACUUCUAUCUGUAGCACAGUACAGGUAAAUAAACUUUAUGUACCUGUAUGAUGAUACUUUAUGGUGAUAAACACAUGAUUUUCUAUAUUUUUACAGAAAACAAUUUUCUAUUCUGAAAAUUAAAAAUGAAACUGAUAAAUUGACAUAUUAACAUAAAACAUAAAUAUUCCGCACUAAACAUAAUUUACCAUUCUUUGUGGAUAGAUUAGUUAUCUAUCAUCUUUUUUUGCUUUAAAUUGAAUUAUGUAAUGAAUUAUUUUUUAUUGAUUGUGUAUUUAUUCGUAAUAUUUCAUUUUUUAUUAUCUAUAUCUUUAUAUUAUCCUUAUUUCUACAUUAAAAUAUAUUUUGGCAAUUGUCAGGUACAUAUGUUGGACAUAGAAUGUUUUUCAUUCUUGAACAGAGCAUUGGAAAAUGAAAUUGCACCAAUUGUAAUCACAGCCACCAACCGCGGAGUAACACACAUCAGAGGCACUAAUUAUAAAUCGCCUCAUGGUGUACCACUCGAUUUGUUGGAUCGCAUGGUAAUCAUAAUGACCCAUCCUUAUUCCGAAACCGAACUUGAACAAAUUUUAAGAAUAAGGUAUACCCGUGUUUGUAUUUGACCUAAAUAUUUCAACUACUAAUAGUAAUUUUUAAAAACUAUCAGGGCUGAAGAAGAAGACUGUGAGAUUUCCAAAGAUGCACUUGGUAUUUUAGCCAAGAUUAGCAAAUCAACAUCACUUCGUUAUGGUAUUCAAUUAAUAACUACUGCACAUUUGGUGUGCAGAAAACGUAAAGCUACUGAAGUGACUGUAGAUGAUGUGAAAAAAGUAUACAAAUUAUUUUUAGAUGAAGAACGGUCUACUCAGCUUAUGAAAGAAUAUCAAAAAGAAUACAUGUUUGACCAUUAUGCAAUGGGAGGUUGGUAUUGCUUUUUGUAACUAAUGCAUCUUAUACAUAUUUUAAUUCUGCUAACCUAUCUAAUCAAUGACAUUUGUGUUGUAAUAUAUAAAAAGUUAACAUUUUACAGGUAUUUAAACUUAAAUAAAAUUAUAAUUGAUCAUGACAUUUCAGUUAUUUUAGCUAUAGUAUAAACGAAUUCAAAUUUAUUUCAUAGGUUUUUAUGUUGAAAUUUAUUGAUUACUUAAUGUCUUGUGUAGAUACUGAAAUGGAAGAAAAACUGGAUGAUUCAAUGGAAGUACAAAAUGACAGCGCAUCAUCUACAUAAUAAAUUAUUUAAUUUAUAAGAUUUCUUGCAAAGUAUCACAUUUGUGGUUUUGUAAUUAAACAAAAUGGUUUCUUUAACACAGUUUAAUAUUUCCUUAAAUAUUGUGGAUUUAUAAAAACAAAUUUUGUACAAUUAUUUCAGGUUUUUUUUUUUAAAUGUAAAUUAUAAACCAAUAAAUUUGCAUUCAAUUGUUGAUUAUAUGUUUUACCGAUUACAUGUGCAAC
This is a messenger RNA of Cinara cedri, 4582 nucleotides long. The record is from the annotation of a GenBank genome assembly. NCBI's taxonomy places the organism in Eukaryota, Metazoa, Arthropoda, Insecta, Hemiptera, Aphididae.